Molecule: messenger RNA, 4304 nt
Organism: Triplophysa dalaica
Lineage: Eukaryota; Metazoa; Chordata; Actinopteri; Cypriniformes; Nemacheilidae
Product: centrosomal protein of 290 kDa-like
Exons: 15
Coding region: 138-3485 (1115 amino acids)
Molecular function (GO): zinc ion binding; protein binding
Source: RefSeq, a predicted model, not a curated record
UGUGUUCUGGUGAAGUAGGUUUUGUCAAACUGGAAGGUUAAACAUCGAUGUUGAUGCUUAAAACUACUGAUCUCUUUGAACAACAUAACUUCUUCAGUCAUUGUAAGAGUGAACACCGCUGAUCUUCAUUUACAGUGAUGUCAUCCUCCAGUGAUCCAAUGAGUGAGAGAUUUCUGUGUUCAAUCUGUCUGGAAGUGUUCAGUAAUCCAGUCAGCACUCCAUGUGGACACAACUUCUGUAAGAUCUGUCUGAACACACACUGGGACAACAGUGAAGACUACAGAUGUCCAAACUGUGAAGAAACAUUCAACCAGAGACCUGAUCUCAAGAUUAAUACAACACUCAGAGAACUUGUGGAUGAACAUAAGAAGAAAUCUCAUGAAGAACAACCUGAAGCUGAAGUUGUGUGUGACAUCUGUACUGAAGGAAAGCUGAAGGCUGUGAAGUCGUGUCUGGUGUGUCAGAGCUCUUACUGUGAAACUCACCUGGAGUCUCAUUUGAGAGUGUCAGGAUUACAGAAACACAAACUGAUUGAUCCUGUGAAGAAUCUGCAGGAUUAUAUAUGUCAGAAACAUUACAGACCUCUGGAGCUCUUCUGUAGAGAUGAUCACACAUGUUUGUGUCUGUUCUGCACUGAAAGAGAUCACAAGAACCACAACACUGUUCCUUUAAGAGAGUCUGAACUUAAGGAGAUGAUGAAGGAGAGGCAAAGGGCAGCAGAGAAACAAAAGGAAGAUGUUAUUAAAGAUCUGAAGGAGGAGAUCACUGAAUUGAAGAAGAGAAACAUUGAGCAGCAACAGAAGAUCUCAAACACUGAAGAUGAUCUCCUCCUCAUACAGGAAAAACAUCAGAAUGACUUGAGUCGUCAGCAGAAGUCUUCAUCUGAGCAUUCUUAUAAGUUCUGGUUCCUGGUUGUGGGGGUCCUGUUUGUCCUGUUGUCGUAUAAAGACAUACAACACCGUGAAUCUGAAAUCACUGAACUGAAGAAGAGAAACAAUGAAAUGGAUUUAGACAUACAACGCCGUGAAGCUGAAACAUUAGAAAGACUUCAGCUUUCAAAAACAAUAAUCACUGAACUGAAGGAGAGAAUCAAGGUGCUGGACUUACACUUGCGACGCUGUGAAGCUGAUUUGGGGAUACUUAAGGAACGCAAAUGUUAUCUGUUUUUGAUGUCAUCUUUUAGUGAUCAAAUGACUGAGAGACUUCUGUGUUCAAUCUGUCUGGAUGUGUUCAGUGAUCCAGUCAGCACUCCAUGUGGACACAACUUCUGUAAGAUCUGUCUGAAUACAUACUGGAACAACAGUGAAGACUACAGAUGUCCAAACUGUAACAAAACAUUAGACCAGAGACCUGAUCUCAAGAUUAAUACAACACUCAGAGAACUUGUGGAUGAACAUAAAAAGAAAUUUGAAGUUGUGUGUGACAUCUGUACUGAAGGAAAGCUGAAGGCUGUGAAAUCGUGUCUGGUGUGUCAGAGCUCUUACUGUGAAACUCACCUGGAGUCUCAUUUGAGAGUGUCAGGAUUACAGAAACACAAACUGAUUGAUCCUGUGAAGAAUCUGCAGGAUUAUAUAUGUCAGAAACAUGACAGACCGCUGGGACUUUUCUGUAGAGAUGAUCAGACAUGUGUGUGUGUGAUCUGCACUGUGACGGAUCACAAGAACCACAACACUGUUCAUAUAAGAGAGUCUGAGCUGCAGGAGAUGAUGGAGGAGAAGCAAAGAGCAACAGAGAAACAUGAUGUCAUUAAAGAUCUGGAGCAGGAAAUCACUGAACUGAAGAAGAGAAACAUUGAGCUGGAGAUGAUAGCAGAGAAUCAGAGAGCAGCAGAGACACAAGAUAAAAGUCUUAUUAAAGAUCUGAAGAAGGAAAUUACUGAACUAAGGAUGAGAAACAUUGAGCUGGAGAUGAAGGUAGAAAUGCAGAAAGCAUCCGAAGACAGGUAUGAAGGUGUCAUUAAACAUAUGAAUCAGGAGAUCAAAGAGCUUAGGAAGACAAACGUUGAGCUGAUGGAGAUGAUGGAGGAGAAGCAGAGAGAUGAAGAUCUCAUUAAAGAUCUGAAUGAGGAAAUUUCUGCGCUGAAGAGAAGAAACCAUGAAUUGGCGAUGAUAGCAGAGGAGCAGAGAGCAACAGAGACACAAAAUAAACAUCUUAUUAAAGAACUGGAGCAAAACAUCAAACGGAGAAACAAUGACUUGGAGAUGACAAGGAAAAACUGGAGAGCAGCAGAAAAAAUGGAUAAAGAUGUUAUUAAAAAUCUGCAAAGCAAAAUCACUCAGCUGAAUAUGAAAGACAUUGAGUUGAAGAUGCUGAAACAGAAGCAGAUAACAGAAAAGAGACAGUAUGAAAAUGUCAUUACAGUUAGAGAUCAGGAGAUGACUGAGCUAAAGAAGAAAAACAUUGCGCAACAGCAGAAGAUCUCACACACUGAAAAUUGUAUUCGCAUCCUACAGGAGGACUUAAGUAGUCAGAAAAGGUCUUCAUUUAAGGAUUUGCGCUUGUCAACAGUUAUAGGAUUUAUCCUGGUAGUGUUGCUCCUUUUUGCUACUGGUAGACUUGAAUUGUUACAAAAGGAAAUCACUGAGCUGAAGAAGAGAGAUUGUGACCUGGAGACAGACAUAAUUCGCUGUAAAGCUGAAUUGAAGUUGAUGCAGCAGUAUGCAGUGGAUGUGACUCUGGAUCCUGAUACAGCAAAUCCAUAUCUCAUUCUGUCUGAUGAUGAGAAACAAGUGAGAACUGGAGGAAUCAUGCAUGAUCUCCCAGACAACCCGAAGGGAUUUGAUGCUUGUCGAAAUGUCCUGGAAAAGGAGGGAUUCUCAUCAGGGAGAUUUUAUAAGUUCCUGGUUGUGGGACUUGUCCUGUUUGUGGUGUCCGCUUAUUGUAUUCAGGCUCACAAAGACACACAACGCCAUCAAGCGGUGUUGAAGUGGAUGCAGCAGUAUGCAGUGGAUGUGACUCUGGAUCUUGAUACAGCUCAUCCUCUUCUCUUUCUGUCUGAUGAUGAGAAACAAGUGAGAACUGGAGAAAUAAAGAAUAAACUUCCAGACAGCUCAAAGAGGUUUAAUGUUGGUGUAAUUGUUCUGGGAAAGGAGGGAUUCUCAUCAGGGAGAUUUUAUUAUGAGGUUCAGGUGAAGGGAAAGACUGAGUGGACUUUAGGAGUGGUCAGAGAAUCUGUUGACAGGAAGGGAGAGAUCACACUGACACCAGUGAAUGGAUUCUGGACUGUGGCUCUGAGAAAUGAGAAUGAAUAUAAAGCUUUUGCUGAUCCAGAUGUCUCUCUGUCUCUGAGUGUAGAGCCACAGAAGGUGGGUGUGUUUGUGGAUUAUGAGGAGGGUUUGAUCUCCUUUUAUGAUGUGGAGAACAGAUCUCAUAUCUACUCUUAUACUGAUCAAUCCUUCACUGAGAAACUCUAUCCAUAUUUUAGCCCAAGUCUGAAUGAUGAAGGUAAAAACUCAGAGCCAUUGAUCAUCAGAUCUGUCAAUUAGAAUCAAUGAAGAAAUCCAAACAUGAAAAAGAUGAAAUAAUACAGUUUACAAUAAAAUGUAAAUAAUUACAAAGAAUAAGAAUUAUGUUCAGAAUGUUAUGUUCAAAUUUCUAUAAAUUACUUUUCACUUUAAUGCUUAUAUGUCAUGGAUGUCUAAGACACUUUUCUUAAAUGUAAAAUGUUAUAUCAACUUGGUCUACAUUUAAAUGAAGCAAAUGAAUAUAUUUCAUUCUCUAGACUAUUUCCUCAACAUUCUAAUAAGUAAAAGUGUUCAGUGGUGGUAUUGUACUGUGGUAAAUUGAUGAUACCAGAUGUUAAUACAUUGAUUCUGAUGUGUGUAUAUACAUCCUGUUUAUAUGGUACUUGAGGUAACUUCAAAUAAUACAUUGAUGUUGUAGUAAUUAUGGUGAUGUCUAAAGCAACAAUUCUUGGAAAAACAGAUCACAUGCUGGUUUCAUAUAAAUAUGCUAAAAAGUUUGAAAGGAUCACAUAAGCAAAACUACAUAUCGCACAAGAUCACUAGAAUGGAGGAAAGGAUCAUGUUAAACACACACAGAAACAGAGGAGGGGGUGAAUACAUUUAGGAGUUUCAAUCAAUGCAGUAUAUAGACUUCUGUUUAUAUUGUUCAUAGUACAUACCGACUGUCAUAUUUUCAUAGUACAUUCCCAUUGUAAAGUAUUUUCCUAUUAUUGUAUUCUGUAUUUAUUCACACCGUAUAUCCUGCACUUGCUAAUUGCACUUCUGGUUAGACCUAAACUACAUUUCAUUACACUGUACUUGUAUUUAUGUGUAAUGACAAUAAAGUUGAAUCUAAUCUAA